Molecule: messenger RNA, 1392 nt
Organism: Annulohypoxylon maeteangense
Lineage: Eukaryota; Fungi; Ascomycota; Sordariomycetes; Xylariales; Hypoxylaceae
Product: tyrosine tRNA ligase
Exons: 2
Coding region: 147-1301 (384 amino acids)
Biological process (GO): tyrosyl-tRNA aminoacylation
Molecular function (GO): tyrosine-tRNA ligase activity; ATP binding
Source: RefSeq, a predicted model, not a curated record
CUCUGACUCAAAAAUAUCAAAUUAUAUACGUCCCUUAAAAUCAUCUAUACAAUUAGUAAUAGAAAAAAGUGAAGCUUGAAAAAAAAAGUUGUCUUUCUAUUUCUCUAGCAACCCAUACGUUCUUUUUGCAACACUCAUUUGCAAAUAUGACUCCCGAAGAGUCAAUCGCCUUGAUCAAGGCCAACUUGACCGAAGUACUCAAUCCCGAAAUCAUCGACGAUGUUAUCCUCAACCAGAAACGUGACCUCAAAGUCUACUGGGGAACGGCGACAACAGGACGACCUCACUGCGGUUACUUCGUAUCGAUGACCAAGGUCGCAGAACUCCUUCACGCCGGUUGCCAUGUCAAGAUCCUCCUCGCCGACCUACACGCCUACCUCGACAACAUGAAAGCCCCGUUGGAGUUGAUCGAGCAAAGACUCAAGUACUACGAAUUCAUCGUCAAGAGCUUGCUAAAGGCUGUCGGUGUCGACAUUACAAAACUUGAGUUCAUCAAGGGGAGCUCGUACCAGAAGAGCGAGAACUACACAAUGGAUCGAUUCAAGUUGGAAGGGAUGACAAGAAUAUCCGUUGCACAAAAAGCGGGUGCCGAAGUCGUCAAGCAGACUGUUGACCCGUUCCUUGGCGGUUUGACCUACCCAUUGAUGCAAGCGCUAGACGAAGAGUACCUUGACGUCGAUGCGCAACUUGGUGGUCUUGAUCAGCGCAAGAUCUUCACAUUCGCGUUAGAGAAUCUGCCGAAGAUCGGAUACAAAGUCAGAGCCCACCUGAUGCACUCGAUGGUGCCAGGUCUAGGUGAGGCGCAGAAGAUGAGCUCUAGCGAGCCGGAUUCCAAGAUCGAUCUGUUGGAUUCGGCCGAAGUCGUCGGCAAGAAGUUAAAGAAGGCCGUGUGCGUGCCGAAGAAGAUCGAGGGUAAUGGCGUCGUGGCAUUCGUGGAGAGUGUCAUUUUUCGGGUGGUGUCUAUAAAAACGGGUGGCAAGCCUCACUUUGUGGUUGAAAGACGAGAUGAGGAGCCCAUUAUCUACGAUGACAUCGAGAAAUUGAAGGCGGAUUACGAAGCAGAUAUACUCACACCCCAGCUGCUAAAGGCUGCUUUAACAAAAGCGCUCAACGAGCUCCUAGACCCUAUUCGUGACGACUUCAAUUCAUCGGAGGAAUGGCAGAAGAUCGCAGAACUGGCCUACCCGGCAGAGGAGAAGCAGCAGAAGGUAAAGAAGCAGAAGGAUAAGGGUGAUCCGGCUAAGCGUGCGGCUGCGCUUGCUGCGAAAGCAGAGCAGUUAAAAUUGAAGGACGGCGAGUAAAUGAUUUAAAAUAAAGUGAAUAUUCAAUAGAUACCUCUUGACAGCAAAUAUAGUGCACACGGCGUCGUGCAUAUUUUGAUAGAGCUGACGA